UGGGCCGGCGGAGCAGCGGCAGAACGCGAGCGGGCAGCCUCCUGCGCAGCAGCAGCAGCAGCAGCAGCGCCCCCGCCGCCGCCUGCUCGGGCUCGCGGCUGCUCUCCUCUGGCGCCAUGCCGGCGUGGAGGGAAGGCGAGGAGGCGCUGAGCUGGGGAUGCCUCGACGCCGCCGACGCCGCUGCUGCGCAGGAGGAAGGCAGCUAGCCCGGCCGCGGGAUGGGGGCGGCAGCGGCGGCGGGAGGCGGCGGCCGGAGCAGCAGGGAGUCACGAGCGCCUCUGCGCCAGCCGCAGCCGCCUCCGCGCCGGGCUGCCCGGGCCGGACGCUGGGGAGCCGGGGCGGGCGCGGCGCUGCUGGCGGCUCUCUGCUACCUGAACUCCCUGCGCGGCGAGUUCGUGCACGACGACGUGUGGGCGAUCGUCAACAACCCGGACGCGCGGGCGGCGGCCCCCGUGGCGGCCGCCUUCGGGAACGACUUCUGGGGCAAGGGCAUGGCCGAGAACACCAGCCACAAGUCCUACCGCCCGCUCUGCGUCCUCACCUUCAAGCUGAACAUACUGCUGGCUGGGAUGAACCCCUUCUAUUUCCACGCCGUGAAUGUAGUCCUGCACUGCCUGGUGACUCUUGUGCUGAUGUACACUUGUGACAAAGCCGUCUUCAAGGACAGCCGCCUGGCUUUCGUCACGGCCCUCUUCUUCGCUGUCCACCCCAUUCACACUGAGGCCGUAACGGGUAUAGUAGGCAGAGCAGAUGUCUUGGCCUGUCUACUAUUUCUUUUGGCUUUUCUCUCCUAUAAUAGGAGUGUGGAUCAGCUUUAUGUUGGGGAACAUUUCCCCCCCACUGCCUCCCCCUCCUUUUUGCUGCUUAGUUUAUUUCUUGGGACUUGUGCAAUGCUGGUGAAGGAAACUGGGAUCACCGUGUUUGGUGUUUGCCUGGUGUAUGAUGGCUUCUUGCUUUCUCAAAAUAGACUCAGAAUGAAAAACGGAGGGGUGCACCAGAAGAUUCCUCGGCCUCCUUCAGCUUCCCUACACGCUUCGUUACAAUUUCCGUCAUCCAGCAGGGAAAAUGGGAAGCACCGUGUGGCUCACAAGGGGACGUGGAACUCCUGCCACCCGGCAUCGCCUGAAGAACAGCAGCACAACGGCCUUUCUGUCUUGAGCAAAGUUGUGAGGGCUGUGCUAAGUUACCUGACCGUAAGCAACAAACAGAAGUUCUUAUACAUCACAAGUCCUUUUUUUAAAAGGGCUGCCUUGGUACUUACCUAUGUGAUCCUACUUUUGUAUUUUCGCUUCUGGAUAAUGGGAGGUUCUAUGCCAGCGUUUUCAGAACAGGACAAUCCAGCUUCAUUCUCACCUUAUCUUCUAACAAGGCUUCUUACUUAUUCCUACCUCCUGGCCUUCAAUGCCUGGCUUCUACUGGCUCCCAUUACUCUGUGCUAUGACUGGCAGGUUGGGAGUAUCCCUUUGGUUGAAUCGAUCUGGGACAUGAGGAAUUUUGCCACACUUCUGAUGGCAGCGGUGAUGCUGCUGCUGGGUCUGCACUGCAUAGUAGCAUUCAAGAAACUGGAACACAGAGAAGUUCUAGUUGGCCUGUUGUUCCUGGUUUUCCCCUUCAUACCGGCUAGCAACCUCUUCUUCAGGGUGGGAUUUGUUGUGGCCGAGCGCGUCCUGUAUAUGCCUAGUAUGGGGUACUGCAUCCUCUUGGUCCACGGCUUAAACAAGCUUUGUAUGUGGCUAAAUAAAUGGGGAGCCACUGCAGCGACCCUCUCGGCUUUGCUGCUGUUGCUGUUCUCAUGGAAAACAGUGAAGCAGAAUGAAAUCUGGCUGUCAAGAGAGUCCCUUUUCAGGUCAGGCAUCCAGACUCUGCCCCAUAAUGCCAAGGUGCACUACAACUAUGCCAAUUUUUUGAAAGACCAAGGUCGGGACAGUGAAGCCAUCUACCACUACAAAACAGCCCUCAAGUUGUACCCACGUCAUGCAAGUGCCCUGAACAACCUUGGGACAUUGACCAAAGACUUGGCAGAGGCAAAGGAAUACUACAGCAGAGCCCUCCAGCUGAAUCCACAGCACAACCGGGCCCUCUUCAAUCUUGGAAAUCUGCUCAAGUCCCGGGGGAAGAAGGAAGAAGCUGUUCUCUUACUGAGAGAUUCCAUUCAGUAUGGACCAGAUUUUGCAGAUGCUUACUCCAGCCUCGCUUCACUGUUGGCUGAACAGGACCAAUUAAAAGAAGCAGAGGAAGUCUACCGGGCUGGAAUAGAGAACUGUCCUGAGAGCUCCGAUCUGCACAAUAACUAUGGGGUUUUCUUAGUAGACACAGGAUCUCCAGAGACUGCAGUUUCCCACUACCAGAAGGCCAUUCAGCUUAGCCCCAAUCAUCAUGUGGCCAUGGUGAACCUCGGCAGGCUGUACCGCUCCUUGGGGCAGAACAAAGAUGCUGAAACUUGGUACAAACGGGCACUGAAAGUAGCACGGAAGGCUGAAAUAUUGUCUCCUCUUGGAGCUCUGUAUUAUAACACAGGGAGAUAUGAAGACGCCUUAAAGGUGUACAGGGAAGCUGCAGCACUUCAACCAUCCAACAAGGAGACUCGGCUGGCUCUGGCUCAAGUUUUAGCAAUGAUGGGGCAAACGAAGGAAGCGGAACAAAUGACCAAUCAUAUUGUGACUGAGGAGGCAGAAUGCCUGGAGUGCUACCGCCUUUUGUCAGCCAUCUACAGCAAGCAAGAGAACUACAACAAGGCACUUGAAGCCAUAGACAAAGCUCUACAGCUGAAACCAAAGGACCCCAAAGUCAUAUCAGAACUCUUUUUCACUAAAGGAAACCAGCUAAGAGAACAAAAUCACCUGGACAAAGCUUUUGAGAGCUAUAAAGUUGCUGUAGACUUCAACCCGGAACAAGCACAAGCCUGGAUGAACAUGGGAGGGAUUGAGCAUAUCAAGGGCAACUACAUCAUGGCACGUGGCUAUUAUAAGAAAGCUUUGCAGCUGGUUCCAAACAGCAAGCUUCUGAAAGAGAAUCUGGCUAAACUGGAUCGCUUGGAGAAACGGCUGCAGGAAGUUCAAGAGAGGGGAUAAAAAUG
This is a messenger RNA of Podarcis raffonei (Aeolian wall lizard), 3076 nucleotides long. It is a transcript of the gene TMTC1, whose product is annotated as transmembrane O-mannosyltransferase targeting cadherins 1. Gene Ontology annotation, biological process: protein O-linked glycosylation via mannose. The transcript is spliced from 20 exons. Gene Ontology annotation, molecular function: mannosyltransferase activity; protein binding. The record is from RefSeq and is a predicted model, not a curated record. NCBI's taxonomy places the organism in Eukaryota, Metazoa, Chordata, Lepidosauria, Squamata, Lacertidae. Bases 219 to 3071 code for a protein of 950 amino acids.